UUCCCUUUAUAAUCUGAGAUUGUGUCUGUGGUUCAGUCGGCAGAUGCCUGUGUAUAACGGAGAUCACCGCUGGCAGCAGCUCAACCCGAGCCCCGGCGGGCCAUACCUGGCGUACCCAAUCCUGUCGUCCCCACAGCCCCCCGUCACCAGCGAUUACCCCACAUACUACCACACCAUCAUGCCCACGCCCUGCCCUCCUGUCAUGGGCUUCUACCAGCCCUUCCCAGGGCCGUAUACGGGGCCCCUGCAGGCUGGCGUUCUGAACCCCGUGUCUGACUGCAGCGAGCGGCCGCUGCCGCAGAGCCAGACGCAGAGAGGAAGAGGCGUCUCACGAAACCCUGUCCCACACAAGCAGCCAGUGAGAGCCAAGCGUCUCAUGAUGCAGAGCGUGGCGGUACAGAAGGAGGUGCGUGCCGCCGGGCCUGAUGGGAGAUCCAAGACAGUGCUGUUGGUGGAUGCGGCACAGCAGACAGAUUUCCCCGGCGAGGCAUCUGGCAGUGUCAGAUGUGCGUCGGAUCAGGCGAGUCCUCAGCAGUGGAAGAAAGCUCAGCGCAGACGCACGUCUCAGCAGGAGUCGUCCAGCGAGCAGGGAGCCAGCGAGGCUGACAUCGACAGCGACAGCGGCUACUGCAGCCCCAAACACAACCAGGGAGCCGCCAACACCUCCACCAAUCAGCACACGGCCGCCACGGCUGUGGACCCUGGCGUCAUGACAGCUGUUAGCUGGGGGAAUGUAGCCUCACAGACCGUCCAGAAGCCGUGGACAGACAGGAACACAGCGUAUCACAGAGGCAGAACACCUGAGCAGAGGAACUACACACAGGACUUCCAUAUGAGCUUUAACCUUCCGGAGAAUUCUCCCAUAAGCAUUGUGCAGACGCCCAUCCCCAUCACCAGCUCUGUGCCCAAGAGAGCCAAGAGUCAGAGGAAGAAGGCGCUCGCCGCCGCUCUCGCCACAGCGCAGGAGUACAACGAGAUCAGCAUGGAGCAGAAGAAGCUACAGGAGGCUCUGUCUAAAGCAGCAGGUAAGAAGAGCAGGACACCGGUGCAGUUGGAUCUGGGAGACAUGCUGGCAGCACUAGAAAAACAACAACAGGCCAUGAGAGCACGACAGCUCAACAACACCAAACCACUGUCAUACACAGUCGGGACAGUGGGCACGCUGCACAGUAAAGAUCGAGUGACGGGACUUAAGAACACAUACACCCCCCCUCACAACAUCCUGGACUCCAGCGCGCCCCGCGUCAAGAGAGGGAAAGAGAGAGAGAUUCCCAAAGUCAAGAAGACCACCGCCAUGAAGAAGAUCAUUCUGCAGGAACGUGAGGUGAAGAAGGGCAAGAGUUCUGCUGAGAACAGCGUAUCUGGAGCCGACGAGCAGAAAGAAGCUCUGAGCUUCACAGACCCGCUCACACAGGAGCAGGAUGAGAACGGUCUGAGCAUGCCCAGCGAUGCGUCUCUGUCUCCAGCCAGUCAGAACUCUCCCUACAGCAUCACACCCGUGUCACAGGGCUCGCCCUCCAGCUCCGGCAUCGGGAGCCCCAUGGCUGCGUCCGCCAUCACCAAGAUCCACAGCCGCAGGUUCAGAGAGUACUGCAAUCAGGUGUUGAGUAAGGAGAUCGAUGAGAGCGUGACGCUGCUGCUGCAGGAGCUGGUUCGAUUUCAGGAGCGGGUUUAUCAGAAGGAGCCCAGCAAAGCCAAAGCCAAGCGGCGGCUGGUCAUGGGGCUGCGAGAGGUCACCAAACACAUGAAACUGCACAAGAUCAAGUGUGUCAUCAUCUCGCCCAACUGUGAGAAGAUCCAGGCCAAAGGAGGUCUGGACGAGGCCCUUUAUAAUGUCAUUGCCAUGGCAAGGGAGCAGGAGUUCCCGUUUGUGUUCGCUCUGGGCCGAAAGGCUUUGGGCCGCUGCGUGAAUAAACUCGUGCCGGUGAGCGUUGUGGGGAUAUUCAACUACUCUGGAGCAGAGGCUCUGUUCAAUAAGCUGGUGUCUCUGACGGAGGAGGCGCGGAGGGCGUAUAAGGACAUGGUGAGCGCUCUGGAGCAGGAGCAGGCCGAGGAGGCGCUGAAGAACGUCAAGAAGGUCACGCACCACAUGGGCCACUCCAGAAACCCAUCCGCCGCCAGCGCCAUCUCCUUCUGCAGCGUCAUCUCCGAGCCCAUCUCAGAGGUCAACGAGAAGGAGUACGAGACCAACUGGAGGACGAUGGUGGAGAGCGCAGACGCUCCAGAGCCGCUGGAGACCAAACCCGUCAGCAGAGCGAGCAGCAAAGAGCAGCCGACAGCCAGCCCUGACCCGAGCCCCGCAGCCGCUCGCGCUCCAGAGAGAGACGAGUCCCGCACAGACGACCGGCUGGAGCGCGCCUCGCAGCAGAGCACAGACACCGGCUCUCUAGACGGCAGCUGCAGAGACCGGCUCAACUCCUCCAUCACCAGCACCACCAGCACACUGGUGCCCGGCAUGCUGGAGGAGGAGGAGGAGGAGGAGGAGGAAGAGGAGGAGGACUACACCCCCGAGCCCAUCUCUGUGCAGGUGCCGCCACUCAGCUCCAGGAUCGAGUCCUGGGUCUCCAAAACCCUGGAGAACCUGCAGCUGCGCAGCCAGAGCAGCACCGAGGACGAAGACGAGGAAGAGGAGGAGCUCGACUCUUCUGACCUCGCUGAACCGGCGGUCGACGACAAAGACGCGGCGGAUUCGUCCACAGGAUGAGGUCGCAGCGCACACGUUCCACAAACACUGACUCAGGAAACUCUAACGGACAGACCAACUGCUCACACGCUCUCUGUGAAUAACUCGCGCGACUCUACGUCUCCAGAUGACGUUCAGGCUGCUCUUCAGCAUCACGAUGCUCCAGAAAUCACACAGAAGCAUCAUAACAGUCAUCAUAUGCUUCGUUUAGAUUUGGGUGAAACCCAUAUACCUGUAUAUCUCAAAUCAGGCAUUCACAAAGUGGUUCUGUUGUGCGACCGGACUUGAAGGGAUCAUCAUGUACUCACCCUUGUGUUGUUUCAAACCUUCUAUGGAACAUAAAGACAUUUUGAAGAACAUUUGGAAACAACCUACUUUGGACCCCAUUGACUUCCAUUACAUGGACAAAAAGUACUUUCUUUUGUGCUCCUCUAAAGAAAGCCAGUCAUACACGUUUGAGGGAGACUGAACGAUGACAGAAUGAGCAUUUGUGACUGAACUAUCCCUUUAAAAUAUGAGAUCUGAGAGCUGUAUGAAUCAUGAUGCUUCACGGUGUUUUUGUGCUUCUGCGUGAGAAACGAGCAGCUUGACCGUUCUGCUGAACAUCUCAUCCAUGUUCCACUGAAGGAAUAAAGUCAUGCGUUUUUAAAGUGAGUAAAUGAUUCACGGUUUGGGUGAAUGAUCUUGUGGACUCUCAUCUGAACGUGUGUUUCGUUUAACCAGGAAGCAUUAACAAACGCUGCAGAAGAGAAACAGCAUUAGUUUGUGCAUAAUGAAUGAAUCCUGUGUAUAUAACAUGUUUAAAUGUUUCUAAUAUUCUCGUCUUCGGUUCUAUUUAUCGCGCUUGAAUUCAGAGCGAUUCGGAGGGCGUUUAAUUUCACGUGCGUCCUCGGAUUGAAUGGUUUCUCUUGGUACUGAUGGGACAGAUCCGUCUCUUUCUCUGUGUUUGGAGUGAUCUUCAUCUGUGUGUCUUUUGCACUAUGUACAUAAACGUGAACAUGCUUUGGUAACUAAUGUGAAACUAGCACAUGUGUUUUCCAGCAGCUCUGAUGCUGAAGUCAUGCAGUAACUGUUCUCUGACUGAUCGUUAAUACAAUUAAACUGUUUUCAGUAAACUA
Molecule: messenger RNA, 3801 nt
Organism: Sinocyclocheilus rhinocerous
Lineage: Eukaryota; Metazoa; Chordata; Actinopteri; Cypriniformes; Cyprinidae
Product: selenocysteine insertion sequence-binding protein 2-like
Exons: 14
Coding region: 44-2704 (886 amino acids)
Cellular component (GO): ribonucleoprotein complex; mitochondrion
Molecular function (GO): mRNA 3'-UTR binding; ribonucleoprotein complex binding; selenocysteine insertion sequence binding
Source: RefSeq, a predicted model, not a curated record